Nematostella vectensis (starlet sea anemone) is the source of this 5252-nucleotide messenger RNA. Its product is annotated as potassium voltage-gated channel subfamily H member 1. The transcript has 14 exons. Bases 1440 to 4220 code for a protein of 926 amino acids. Gene Ontology annotation, cellular component: membrane. Gene Ontology annotation, molecular function: voltage-gated potassium channel activity. Lineage: Eukaryota; Metazoa; Cnidaria; Anthozoa; Actiniaria; Edwardsiidae. Gene Ontology annotation, biological process: regulation of membrane potential; potassium ion transmembrane transport. The record is from RefSeq and is a predicted model, not a curated record.
CUUGAAAUAGUAUUGAAGGUGUUUGGUGGCCUCGUAAGUAUCAACUUUCGCAGGAUAUCAAUAGUUAAUGAAUGCUGAGUAUCUCAGUAUGCUGUUGGCAGAGGAUUUUAAUGUUUAAUCUGGGUUUCUUACGAUCAUUUUGUGGUAUCCCGCGCUGAAAUCUCGCGUUUUUAUAGCACUCUGUCCACGUGUCAAGCCGACUUUAAGUGAAUUAGAAUAUGAAGGAAAAAGUGGACAUUCCCGAUCCUUUGUCGUGAACCUCGUCUUGGCGGAGUUCAAAGGCUGUAUUGAAGUGCGCAACAGGAUGCGUGUGUAACUACCCCUUGGUCGCCAAUAAGUUGGUCAUUUCUUAUUGAAGGAUCGUCAAGUACUUUACUUUACCCCCCUCAGCCAAUCCUGAUUUUGAGACGUUAUACCUCAUAUCUUUUGAGCUAGAAAGAAAAGAAUGCAUUCUGCGUACGCCUCUAUUUACGCGUCUGCCAUUCAGAGAGGAUAUUGCUACACGGUUUCCACACCUUUGGAUAAGUUUAGUUCUGUUGGUUUGAGCAGGUCCACAAGGAUUUUCCAUUUUCUCAAGCUUGCAUGACAGGACAUUGUACCCAGGUACCUGAAGAUUAUUUUUCUGAUUAAAGUUCUGUAAGUUUUUAAUUGACAGGUUUUUUGUAUGAAAAUAGGUGUUAAAAUGGGCCAAUCGGAGAAAAUGCUAUGGAGAAGCCUGUUUUAGCAGUUUCAACAGUUCAGAGUAUAUCCAGUUUAAAAAUUUUAGGUCCUAAAUACUAAUAUUGAAUAAAAUCCACGCAAACGAAUUUACUAAAACUUAUUUUGAUACAAGAUCUUUUUAUAACAGUUUUGCAUUAGAAACGCUUUCAACCCAGAGCGAUUGAAGCUUUGUACUGUCGGUGUCUGCUGGUGUUGUUUGUUUUUCUUUCCAUUUCCUUCCCAUCCAUAUAAAUCCCCGCGUUCUUUCAAACAUUUGCUUACUCUCCCAUCGUGUUGUUUUGACCGUCAGGACUUUCGUAGAUAUUGUUUUCAUCGCGGAAUAGAAUAUUGUCAGCAUAGAAGUCGAUCGUUUGUCUUCCCUCCGUUUUGUUUCUCCUGUCAUCCGCCGCUUUGGGAUCUAUGUGCUCAGCUGUCGACUGCUUUUGAUCGGAGGCACGACACACAAGACAAACAGACCUUGAUAUUCGGCAAACUAUUGGCCAAGCCGCCCCAGCCCAUGUCCGCUACGUCAUCUAAUUUGAUAGAAAUCUUUCGACAGAAAAUCCACAGAAACUCAACUAUACCCUCUAAAUUAUGUGGUGUGAUUUUGCAUGUUAACAUUGAUCGAAAUGUUUCUUUUGUUGUUCCGUUACACCGGGGAAAUCACAUUCAAAAAGCGUUAUUUUUAAGAAGUUGACAAAAAGUUUUUUGUGGUUGUGGUUCACACUUAAGGAGACGGAAUGCCAGCAGGCAGACGAGGCCUCGUUGUACCUCAGAACACUUUUCUGGAGAACAUCGUACGACGGUCCAAUGGCCUUCAUCCCAAUUUUAUCCUGGGUAACGCCCAGAUCCUUGGCAAUCCUAUUGUGUACGCGUCCGAUGGCUUUUGCAAGCUGACUGGAUUCUCACGAAGCGAGGUGAUGAAGAAGAGCUCUGACUGCACCUUCCUUCACGGCGAGCACACAAGCAACGAGUCGAUGAAGGAGAUCCACGAUGCACUGAUCAAUAAACAGGCGCUACAGUUAGAGAUCAUCAUCUACAAGAAGGACGGCUUGGCAAUGUGGGUACUGCUGCACAUCGGACCAAUCGUCAACGAGAAGGGGGAGGUUGUGCUGUUCCUGAUGACCAUCAAGGAUAUCACCGAAUACAAGGACCCAAUCCCAGGCACAGAUCAAGGCGGCGCCAAAGGAUGGGCUCGCCUAAACAAGUCCCUCACAAGACAUAAGACCGUACUGGUUGCGUUCAAGCAGAAGUCUGCGUCGCAGAAGAAUGCGCAACAGAUCACACACCUGAUGUCACUCAAUGAUGACAUCAUCCCUCAGUACAAGCAGGAGAUACCGGAGACACCCCCUCGUGUCAUCCUACACUACAACACGUUCAAAACUUCCUGGGACUGGGUCAUCCUGAUUCUGACGCUCUACACAACUGUUUCCGUGCCUUUUAUGGUUUGCUUCGCGUACAAUAGCGAACCCCUAAACAUUCUCGACAUGAUAGUGGAUUGGCUGUUCAUAGCCGACAUUGUGUUGAACUUCCACACCACAUACGUGGGUAAAGAUGGCGAGAUAAUCGAUGAUCCCCGCCUCAUCCGAUUGAAUUAUCUGAAAACGUGGUUCGUCCUUGACUUGGUAUCCUCUCUUCCUUACGGCGUUCUUUAUUUUAUCCCAAAAUCCGAAAUGGAACAAACGGAGAUUGCAAACCUUUUGAGCUUCCUUCGUGUCUUUCGUCUUCUUCGUCUAGGCCGCGUCGCGCGCAAAAUCGACAAAUAUUUAGAGUACGGCGCUUCCACAUUCUUCCUCCUUAUGCUCUCAUUUUGUCUCGUUGCGCAUUGGAUGGCCUGCAUGUUUUACGUCAUUGCGACUAAAUAUGAUAAAUAUGAUGUACACUGCUGGCUUUACAUACUUGCUGAUCAAAUUGGCAUGCAGUAUAAGAAGAACGGCAACUCCACAGAAUAUGACUAUACUAAUACAGGGCCUACCAUUGCUGCCCGUUAUGUGUCUGCGUUGUAUUACACACUUACAAGUCUCACGACAAUCGGAUUCGGGAAUAUAUCCCCUAACACAACGGCGGAAAAGCUGUUUGGAUGCGUUACCAUGCUGCUAGGAUCGAUUUUGUUCUCGCUGAUUUUUGGGCAAGUGUCGGCGAUCCUGCAGCAGUCCCAAAAGAACACUGCUAAAUAUCACUCAAUCAUCGAUAACAUGCGGCAGUUCAGCAAGCUGUAUAAGCUACCGUCCGUGUUAGCUGAUAGAAUUAUAGACUACUUCAUGUCAACUUGGGCGAGUAACAAGGGCAUAGAUACAGAUGAGGUGCUCAAGUACUGCCCCAAGGACUUACAGGCGGACAUCUGUGUACAUCUGAACCGCGUAGUCCUGGAGAAUAAUUUAGCCUUUCGCGACGCACCAAUGGGCGUCAAGCGUGCCAUCGCAAGGAAUUUCUGGAUCUGUCACGUGGCACCUAACGAUCGAAUCAUUCAUCACGGGGAAAGCCUGGACGUUUUGUAUUUCAUCGCACGGGGCUCACUCGAGGUCAAGCAGGGGGAAGCCGUUGUUGGGUUGCUAGGCGAAGGUGACGUAUUUGGCGAUAACGUGUGCAAUGAGCCCACGGUUGGCCAAUCAGCGGUCGAUGUACAUGCGCUGACCUACUGUGACCUACACUGCAUUCAGAGAGACGCUCUGCUUGAAGUGCUCGAAUUCUACCCCGAGUUCGCCAUGAAGUUUGCCAAGAAUUUGCAGCUGUCGUACAACUUAAGAGACGAGCUCACGAUUCGCCGCCGUACGCCGAGCAUAGUGGUCCAUGACGAGGAGGGCGGAGAUGACCUUCGGCCUGUCAGCGUCACCUAUCGCGGGAAACGGAACCGCAAGCUCAGCCUGGUGGAAGAACUUGCCUACACGUACGAUAUCCCAGACUCCACUGUCGAUCACGCUCAUAACAGCGUGGAGGAAGCCGCGCUCCCGGCAGAAAGGAUGGUCCUUCCCGAACGCACCCGAACCCCGAACACUCUCCGAGCAAAGCCCGAACUAUUCCAAGACUCUGUCGACGUGAUUUCCAGUCUUACGGAAAUGAAAGGCGAAGUUCGGCGCGAGAUCGAAGUCAUGAAUAUGAAGAUGACGCAGCUGGAACAGCAGGUGUCCCUUAUUUUGAAUUUGCUUAAAAGCCAAGGUCAUUUGCAUAGUCGAGCAUCCGGGAAUUUGCACGAAUCAUCCGGGAACAUAAUGGAUUCCCCUCAGCAUGACGAAUUCAAUGACUCUAUGAACUCACCUGUAGGGUCCCGAAGGGACACACGCACUCAACCUCCUCAGAGCCCCCGUCCUAGGGAGGACCCUCCGAAAGAUGACCCUCUUCCUGAUUGGCUGGCUCCUCCCGGAAGUGCUUCGUCUCAACAUAGUAUCCCGGAUUGGGAGAAUCAGGAGGCUGAUCAGAGCUCUGCAUCAGCGGCGAGGUUAUUAAACAAAGAUGAACAGAAGCCGUCCGAGCAGCCUGACCCCAGGGCGCUACAGAUUCUUAAACUAAUGCAGAAGAAGUAAACAAAUGCACAUCUUAUAAAGGAGCAUUCUCAGUCUACCCAUAAUGCAAUAGUCCAGUUUCGAUUUCUACUAUGCCCGCUGGACAUACGAACUAAUAACGCAUAAAUACAGUGCGAGCCUCGGUUUGGUGCAAAAUCCAUGCGCAUACUAUCGCGCAUCCCCUGGAGCUUAUAAUAAAACAACGCAAGUUAUUGUUAACUUCUCGUGAUUUCACUUUUGUCUGCGAAUGGUUCGCCUGGAACCGAGGCUUGAAUUGUUUUUAUGAGUCUUUAAUCCCUAUGUCCAGCCGUAAAAUGGAGUUAUAAUCUGGACUAUUCAGACCAUCAGAAACGGGUCUAUGUAGCCUGGGUUUCAUCCAAAUAGACGAUAGAAAUGAUUGAUAAGAGAGGUAUUUUGGCACAAAUGGAAAUGCAAGCCAUUGACGGACUUUUAUUUUAGAGCUUCUACAGUAGCUGGUCUACUGGUAAAAUGUAUAUAUUCACGUCCCUUGGCGAUAAUGCCUUCAAAGAUUGACGUACCAGACACAAACUGCAAUAAUCGAGAAAGUCGAAGACUUCAGAUAUUGUACAGCACAAAUCUCCAACUUAUCCACUUAUACUUUAGAGUGCUAAUGGACAUUGAUAUAGAAAUCAUGGGCGCUCAUAUAAUGUUCGUUGAUAUGGUUUUCUUCGUUUCCCUGCUGAUACUACAUAACGAUUAAAAUUAUGUUUUAUGGUAGGCAUUAAACGAUAUAAAUAAUCAGCGAUGAUGACUGGAUACAGUGCCUGUUGUAGGUGCUAAACACAGCCAAAGUUAUUCCUAACAACAACACCAAAACCAAUGCCGGAAUGACCAAAAUUUAUGCGAUUUUUAUUAUAGAAAAGCAAAACCACACUACACAUUACACCCCAGCCAUGUCAAGUUAACAAAAUAUUUAGAGAGAACCACCAGACAGUGUUUUUAGCAUAGUAUUUCUUUUAAACUCACUAAAAAAAAUAUGAAUAGAUGUUUAUAUAAAAAGCACUUCCAAGAAGAAUAAAAGUCUUAAACGUA